Puntigrus tetrazona (Sumatra barb) is the source of this 2235-nucleotide messenger RNA. Its product is annotated as oligodendrocyte-myelin glycoprotein-like. Lineage: Eukaryota; Metazoa; Chordata; Actinopteri; Cypriniformes; Cyprinidae. Gene Ontology annotation, biological process: neuron projection regeneration. Gene Ontology annotation, molecular function: protein binding. The record is from RefSeq and is a predicted model, not a curated record. The coding region runs from base 424 to 1677 and encodes 417 amino acids. The transcript has 2 exons.
AAUUUAGAACUCAGACAAAACAUGUUUAGACCUGAAUUGCAGGUUAAGUGUUGCUUAAUGACAGAAGAAAGAAAACAGGAAAGAGGGAGGGGGAGAGAGCAGAAAAGAAAGAAGAGGAAAUGAAUGCUGAAUGAAGGAAUCCUAAAGAGGAAACUGAGAUGUCAGCACUUCCUCUCUCUCUUUCUUGUACCAGGGCACAGGCUCUACUACAUCUCCCCUCCCUGCCUCUCUCACUCAGUGAUCCCAGAGAGAGAUCUGCACAGAGAAAGACAGGAUUUGGAUUUUACUGCAGCAUAAAACAAGAAUAGCAUAAAAAAUAAGAGAUCAGAGCUGUGUUAAUCUGAAGAUCAAGCAGAAAAAAAGGCUGAGGAAUGGAGAGAAACUGAAAGGCAGAAAGAGGACAAGAAAAACGAGCACAGAGUGAUGACAAGGAGAAGGAACACAAUGAAGAUGCCCAUGCGUGCAGAAAUGUCCUGCCUACUCUUGCUGUGGCUGACAUGUAUUAAGGUACAUGCAGAAUGUCCCAGUGUUUGCUCCUGUAGCGAGAGCCAUCGGACAGUUGACUGUUCCUGGAGAGGGGUUAGACAUCCACCAACAGGCCUGCAGCGAAACCUCCAAUCCCUCAACCUGACACACAACCGGCUGUCUGACCUGGACCACCACCUAAGCUCUUUCACACAUUUGCGCAUUCUGGACAUCUCCUACAACCGUCUGCUUCAUUUCCCAGUCUCGCUACCACGGGCAUUGUGGGAAAUCAACGUUUCAGGAAACCGCCUGCGUGUACUUCACAAGGAUGACACAGCGUACCAGUGGAACCUCAGACUUUUGGACCUGUCUGUUAAUAAGUUGGAGCGUGUUGUCUUCAUCAAUAAUACGCUCCCCAACCUGAAGGCUCUCAAUCUUAGUCAUAACAAGUUCUGGACGGUACCUACCAACAUGCCCCAAAACCUGGAGGUGGUGGAUCUAUCCCACAACACACUGGUCCAGAUCCUGCCAGGGUCCCUAAAUCGGCUACACAGGCUGGCUUGGCUCUACCUGCAAUCAAACCGCUUCACCACAGUCAGGGAAGGGGUAUUCGAGCAUCUACAAAGUCUGAAGCUCAUUACUCUAGGAGACAAUCCCUGGGCUUGUGAAGAAACUGCUAAUAUCAGCCACCUGCUGGUGUGGACCAAACACACUUCAGCCCGAGUGCUGGGCUGCCCCUGCCACACCUGGCACACUUGCGGAGAGGCUCACCUGUCCAGAACAGGAAGCUGGCACUUUGGUACCUACACGCUGUCCCCAUAUGUCUUCGGAAUGGAGGAGCCAAGCCAUCCCUAUGUACAAGCAGUCACCACACACUUCUGGACAGGGACGUCGCUACUAAAUACCAGGGAUGACCAAACAGGAUCUAGUAGCACCAAGGAACAGGAGUCUUUUAGAAACGGUUUUGUCUUUACCACAACUUCAGAGGCUUCCAGUUCUAAUACUUAUUCGACUACAGAAGGUCCAGCCACAACAGGCGACUUUGUCACCACCGUCUCCACCACCCGGAAGACCACCACUCUCCGAACAAGAAGUGUGAAGAGACCCAAUCAGAACCUCAGUCGAAACACAAGCUCACGAUGCGGUGUGGGUUCACUCUACACAUCAGUCUGCUGUACGCUCCUCCUGAUGGGAAUUAGGCAAGGGCUCUGAAGGUCAGCUGAGUCACAUGGUCCUUCGAUCGAACUAUAAAUUCAUGUCAACAAAUGGAUAACAGGCUCAGCAUUUUCAAAUAAUGUUUAUAAAUAACAUAUUAUGAAAACAUUAAAUGAUUUUAACAUUUAAUCAUAACACUCUUACAACGUACUGCUAUAGAGAAGCAAUACACAGGAUUACUGGACAUGCAGGUUCACAUUAUAAAGGAGUGUAGAAGCAUUUCAUAUGUUAAUCAGAUUAGUGUCAAUUCUUUCUGUUUUAAAAAUUAUAAGUUAAAUGCAUGAUUCUGUUAAUAAUUCUGCAAUAAUAAAAACAGGAACAAAAAGCAUUCAUUUUUUAUCAAAAUUCUGCACUUUAAAAUAAAAAAAAAGGAAAAAAUAUUAAAAUUAGCAAUUAAAUGAUGCAAUUAAAUAAAGAAAUUCCGUCCAUAUAAGUAUGGUGGCCAUUGCACAACACAAUGAAAUUAGCACAACGCAACAGAAACAAAUAUACAACAUAAUACACAAUAUACAACAUAGUAUUGUGCUAUACAUGGAAAACAAGCCAAAACACACU